Molecule: messenger RNA, 2674 nt
Organism: Ictalurus punctatus (channel catfish)
Lineage: Eukaryota; Metazoa; Chordata; Actinopteri; Siluriformes; Ictaluridae
Product: zinc finger protein 239
Exons: 2
Coding region: 329-1183 (284 amino acids)
Biological process (GO): regulation of transcription by RNA polymerase II
Cellular component (GO): PcG protein complex; transcription regulator complex
Molecular function (GO): RNA polymerase II cis-regulatory region sequence-specific DNA binding; DNA-binding transcription factor activity, RNA polymerase II-specific
Source: RefSeq, a predicted model, not a curated record
CACUGACGACUGGAUCCUUCCCACUCCUGUCCAGUAGGUGGCGGAAUGCACAAUAUAAGUUUGUUCGCCCACCGCCAAAACAUUCCAGAAGAAGAAGACGAAUCAGAAUCGUUUGGCGCGGGUUUCUUGUCUGUGUUUAAUUUAAACCGGUUUUGUUUUCUUUUUCAUCAUUUCGCGCUAUCGUGUUUUUAUUUGUAGUAUUUUCACUUUUCCUUCUGCCGAAGUCUCAUUUGAUUGUAGAACGCUGUAGUUCUUUAUUCUAAAGACAGCAAGCGGGGUCCAUCCCCAUCGGAUCCGCCUCCAAAUAAUCCAGUGCUCUUCCACUAAGAUGUACCACUGCUCAGAUUGUGGGAAGAGUUUUAAGCGUCAGUGGCAUCUCCACCGACACGAGCGCAUUCACACCGGAGAGAAGCCGUAUCACUGCUCGCAGUGUGGGAAGAAUUUUACUCGUCAGUGGCAUCUCCAACGACACGAGCGUCUUCACACAGGAGAGAAGCCGUAUCAGUGCUCGCAGUGUGGAAAGAGUUUUACCUGUCAGAGUGUCCUCCGACAUCAUGAGCGCAUUCACACAGGAGAGAAGCCGUAUCCCUGUGGACAGUGUGGGAAAAGUUUUACUUGUCAGAGUAAUCUCCAAAUACACGAGCGCAUUCACACAGGAGAGAAGCCGUAUCACUGUGGACAGUGUGGGAAUAGUUUUACUCGUCAGUGUGAUCUCAAAAUACAUGAGCGCAUUCACACAGGGGAGAAGCCGUAUUGCUGUGGACAGUGUGGGAAAAGUUUUGCCCGACUAUGUGUGCUCCAAAUACACGAGCGCAUUCACACAGGACAGAAGCCGUAUCAUUGUGGACAAUGUGGGAAUAGUUUUACUUCUCAGGGUCAUCUCCAACGACACAAGCGCGUUCACACAGGAGAGAAGCCGUAUUGCUGUGGACAGUGUGGGAAGAGUUUUACCCAGCUAUGUGCUCUCCAAAUACACGAGCGCAUUCACACAGGACAUAAGCCGUAUCAUUGUGGACAGUGUGAGAAAAGUUUUACUCGUCAGAGUGAUCUCACACAACACGCGCGUAUUCACACAGGACAGAAGCCGUACUUCUGUGGACACUGUGGGCGGAGCUAUGCUUAUUCAAUUUCAUUAAGGAGACACAAGUGCUCGAACAUAAAGCCGUCAGAUUUUGUAUCUUAAUUUGACAAGUUCACACUUUUUUAAUUUUCAUUUUUUAAAGAGAGGUAAAGAGAUUCAGGUAUAAAACUAUGAUAUAUUAUUUGUUAUGGACUGUAGUAUUCUGUUGCGUAGGACAUUAUUUCUUACUCUCUGGGUUUUAGCAGAAUUCAUGAUUUUAUGUUUUCCUGUUUUUUCCCCCAAACGCUACAAUAUCAAGCAUGGAAUACACAUUUAACCAGCGGGAAUGCCCACUUUAGUCAACCAAUCCAGACCUCUGAGUGAGACACAUGACUGACAUCUCCCUCUAACAUAAGACUUUUCAUUUGAAAUGAUUUGUAAAUGCGAGCUGGAAUUUGUUUGUCAUGUGUGUACUAUCGAACUGGACACCUUGUGUUCUGGACUGAGCUGUGGUCUUUUUAGUAAAAAGGUGUUUUGAGUUAAUUAGUGAUUAAUGAUUCGAGCUCUUCUCACGUUGACAUUUCUGUAUUAUAAAUCUUUAUUCUAAUAACUUUGAAAUAUUGGAUUUUUGCAGUAAGCCGUAAUCGCAAUUAAAAAAAAAGGGGGGGGCUUGAAAUAUUGCACUUUGUGUAAUGAAUCUAGAAUAUAUGAAAGUUCCACUUUUUGAAUUAAAUUAUGGAAAAAGUUUACUUUUCCAUGAUCUGAAUUUUUUUUUUUUUAGAUGCACUUGUGUUCCUUUUAAGAAAUAAGAUAAUGUUUGUAUGACCUGCAAGUCUUAGUAAUCCUGCAAUAAAAAAUCUACCAAAUUCUGGAUAUUGUCAAACCAGCAACUCCAUUUCCCAGAAUGCACCAUGAACUACAACCAUGGCUGACAACUACAACUCCCAGUGGAACACACACUCACCUUCUCCUGAGGACUAAUCUCACACACCUGUUCUCAAUCACACCACACUACUAAAGAGACUCUCAUACACGAGGUGUUAGUGAAGUAUUACACGCAGCUGACUUGUCUAUCGUUUACUAAGCCUUUACCGCGUGUCUUUGUGCUGGUUUUAUGAUUUUGUUCGUCCCUCGACUUUGAUUCUCUGCCUUGCCUAGUUUGGAUUGUUUGCUUGACCCUUACCUGUCUAUGGUUACUGAUUUCUGCCUAACCCUGUAUUUGUUAAACUGCCUUACCUGCGCCUGCAUCUGUCCUCAACACUUACUGCGUAUGUAGCAUUGAGAGAGUCCAUUAUCAGGGGUCUGGGUUUGAUGACUCCUUCUCACUUUAGUAAAUCACAUGUUUAACACACAGUAUGACACAAAAGUGAGUACACCCCUCACAUUUUUGUAAAUAUUUGAUGAUAUCUUUUCAUGUGACGACACUGAAGAAAUGACACUGUGCUACAAUGUAAAGUAGUGAGUGUACAGCUUGUGUAACAGUGUAAAUUUGCUGUCCCCUCAAAAUAACUCAACACACAGACAUUAAUGUCUAAACCGCUGGCAACAAAAGUGAGUACACCCCUAAGUGAAAAUGUCCAAAUUGGGUCCAAAGUGUCAAUAUUUUGUGUGGCC